AUGACAAGUACGCACUCUGACGACCAUCGCUCAUUUGCUAUUGCUGGUAAUCAGAAACCAACGAUCAGUUUAUCGGAUAUCCAUGUCGUCGAAAAAAAAAUUGUGUUGGACGUAUUAGAUAAGGCACGCGCUGGUCGAACAUCAGUGAUAAUUGCUCAUCGUUUAUCGACGAUUACAAAUACCGAUAAAGUAGCUGUAGUUGAUUGCGGUAGGUUUUUAUGUUCUGAAUGCAACAAUUUAUGGGAUGGAUCUGUAUCUGUUAAAGAACGAAAUGGUUUGUACAUGCAACUUGGAUUUAAAUGUCAUAGUUGUGGAUUUCUCACUCAUUUAUGUUCAUCACCACAAACACCAAAUAGUAGACAUCAUGAUAUAAAUGUUCGAUUAGCGGUUGGUGGUACUUUAUGUGGUUUAGGUUGUAAUGGAUUAACGAAAUCACUAGGUGCUUUAAAUCUACCACCACCAGUGCAGGAACAAAAGUAUCGUGAAGCACAAGAAUUUAUUUUAAAUUAUGUGGAAAAAGCUCAAGAACAAUCAAUGAUAGCUGCGUUGAAGAAGCAGUCGUUGAAGCUGGUGGUGUACGAAAUUUAA
Messenger RNA from Didymodactylos carnosus, 588 nucleotides. Lineage: Eukaryota; Metazoa; Rotifera; Eurotatoria; Philodinida; Philodinidae. The record is from the annotation of a GenBank genome assembly.